Molecule: messenger RNA, 922 nt
Organism: Branchiostoma floridae (Florida lancelet)
Lineage: Eukaryota; Metazoa; Chordata; Leptocardii; Amphioxiformes; Branchiostomatidae
Product: short-chain collagen C4-like
Exons: 1
Coding region: 48-917 (289 amino acids)
Source: RefSeq, a predicted model, not a curated record
ACAACAAAGUUAGCUGGAAACCAUUCUUUUAUCCACAUUAGAGCAGGAUGGGUGGUCAAGCUAGGGUUGUCUUCAUUGCUCUUUUUGCUCUAUUUCUGUUCUCUGCAUGCCUUGCGGCAGACUCGGAGAGUGAGGAAGGGUCAUGUCUGAAGCAGAUGGAAAACAGCAACGUCAACAACAUCACGGUGGUGGCUCCGCUCGGACCGAGGGGAGAAACGGGACCGCCGGGACCGAGGGGCGUUCGCGGAGAAAAGGGAGAGACCGGCCGUCCCGGGAAGCUCGGACCACACGGCAUGGAGGGCCAGAAGGGUGAGAGAGGAGCCCUGGGACAGAAAGGCAACCAAGGCGCGGAAGGAUUGGGCGGAGGAGCUGUGUAUGUCCGGUGGGGGAGGACAUCGUGCGAUGAGGGUACGGGAACGGUAACGGUGUACUCUGGGCUUGCCGGCGGAGCACUCUACAGCAACAAGGGAGGGGGAAGCAACUAUCAGUGCCUCCCUACAGAUCCAGAGUGGGGCCGAUUCGAAGAUGGGACUCAAGGGUGGAAGUCCUAUAUGUACGGCGCGGAGUACCAACUCAACACAAACGUACCGUACGACAAGGCUACCCUUCACGACCGUGACGUGCCGUGCGCGGUUUGCUGCAGUAUCUCCCGCCGCGCGCAGCUGAUGAUUCCCGCCCGUAAGACCUGUCCGGAAGGCUGGACGCGGGAGUACGGCGGCUACCUGAUGGCUGAUUACUACGUCCACUCCAGCCGUACGGAGUUCGUGUGUAUGGACGGGGAGCCCGAGGUCCGGCCAGGCGGGGAGGGGAACGACAACGGUGCGCUGUUCUACCCCGUGGAGGCCCGCUGCGGCUCGCUGCCGUGUCCGCCGUACGUGGAAGGGAGAGAGCUGACAUGUGUCGUGUGCACAAAAUAGUCUGU